Messenger RNA from Microcebus murinus (gray mouse lemur), 1206 nucleotides. It is a transcript of the gene RBKS, whose product is annotated as ribokinase. Gene Ontology annotation, cellular component: cytosol. NCBI's taxonomy places the organism in Eukaryota, Metazoa, Chordata, Mammalia, Primates, Cheirogaleidae. The record is from RefSeq and is a predicted model, not a curated record. Gene Ontology annotation, molecular function: ribokinase activity. Gene Ontology annotation, biological process: D-ribose metabolic process.
UCUGCCGUGUGAGGCUGUACAGGGAGACUAUUCCUGGAAGAACAGGGGACAGUUGAUGGGUGGGUGAUUUCGGGCAUUCAGGUGGGCGACCCGCGUAGGCGUCUGAAAGGCCCGCGUCGUUAGGAAGGGUAGAAGCAGCGUCUCUGGUUACGAGGUCGGGCAAAGGGCAAAGGUCAGCGUCCCAGGGGGCAGCACCACUUUUGCGCUAUGGCGGCGUCUGGGGAACCUAGGAGGCAGUGGCAGGAGGAGGUGGCGGCGGUGGUAGUGGUGGGCUCCUGCAUGACAGACCUGGUCAGUCUUACUUCUCGUUUGCCAAAAACUGGAGAAACCAUCCAUGGACAUAAGUUUUUUAUUGGCUUUGGAGGGAAAGGUGCCAACCAGUGUGUCCAAGCUUCUAGGCUUGGAGCAAAGACAUCCAUGGUGUGCAAGGUUGGCAAAGAUUCUUUUGGCAAUGACUAUAUAGAAAACUUAAAACAGAAUGAUAUUUCUACAGAAUUUGCAUAUCAGACUAAAAAUGCUGCUACAGGAACCGCUUCUAUAAUUGUAAAUAAUGAAGGCCAGAAUAUCAUCGUCAUAGUGGCGGGAGCAAAUUUACUUUUGAAUACUGAAGACCUGAGGGAAGCAGCCAAUGUCAUUAGCAGAGCCAAAGUAAUGAUCUGCCAGCUAGAAAUAACUCCAGCAACUUCUUUGGAAGCCUUGACAAUGGCCCGCAGCAAUGGAGUGAAAACAUUGUUCAAUCCAGCUCCUGCCAUCACUGACCUGGAUCCCCAGUUCUACAUGCUCUCAGAUGUGUUCUGUUGCAAUGAAAGUGAGGCUGAGAUUUUAACUGGCCUCACGGUGAGCAGCGCUGCGGGUGCCGGGGAGGCUGCCUUGGUGCUCCUGGAAAGGGGCUGCCAGGUUGUCAUCAUCACCUUAGGGGCUGAAGGAUGCGUGGUGCUGUCACAGACAGAACCUGUCCCAAAGCACAUCCCCACAGAGAAAGUCAAGGCUGUGGAUACCACGGGUGCUGGUGACAGCUUCGUGAGCUUGGCCUUCUACCUGGCUUACUACCCAAAUUUGCCCUUGGAAGAAAUGCUCAAGAGAUCCAAUUUCAUCGCAGCAGUGAGUGUCCAGGCUGCAGGAACACAGUCAUCUUAUCCAUACAAAAAAGACCUUCCACUUACUCUGUUUUGAUUGCUAUUAACCCCAAAAUAAAUAUACCUGGUA